AUAUUUAAUUCAAAACACGUGUGAAACAUAAACAAAUUAAACUGCGAGUAAAAUGAAGAAAAAGCCGGAGGAAAUUGUUACAGAUGACGAUGAGAGCACUGAAGAGGAGUCCGCAGAGUCCGACAAUGAAGACGAACUGGAUUUAGCCGCCAGCGCAACAGAAUCCGAUGAAGACGAGACUGACGAAGACGAGAGUGGUGAGGAAGAUGAUGAGAGCGACACUGAGACACCUAAGACGAAGGCGGAUCUCAUCGAGGAACAAAUUCACAAUAAAUAUGAACAGUUAAAGGGAACACGUUUGUAUGUACGCUUUCCACAAAAGCUGCCACUAGACGAACAGGAAUUUGAGAAGAAGGUGAAAGCACUGCAUCCUCUCAUCGCGAAGGCCGCGAAACCACGCCAGAAGCACGCGCGGUUCUGUCUCGCAGAAUUCGGCUCCAAAGCAGAUCGAGAUACGGCCUUGACGGACAUCAAGGCAGCCAUCGAAAAGGAUGAAGCUUUCAAGGGUAUAUUUGUAUCACUGCCAAAGACAGAUUCCGAAGAUUUUGUCAAUGAGCUGGUAGCACGCAAGCAGCAAUCGCUGGAGAAGAAAAAAUCCAAAUCCAUAAUGAAGCGUGCAACUAAGAAGGUGCAACGCAAAGAGACCUUCACUUCAUCCGUUCUUAUCAGCAACUUACCCAAGACAACAUCAGUGGCACAGGUGCGCAAGCUCUUUGAGAAUGCAGUGGACAUUCAAAUCAAGCCCGGCAAGGGAAAAUUCCGUGAGUUUAAUGCUGCAACUGUUACCAUGCCCACUACAUAUGAGGCACGCAAUGCAAUUAAGCAAAAUCUAACCAUUGACGGCAAGAAGCUGUUGCUACGCUUCAACACAAAGCAGAAACGUCGACCAAACAAAAAUGUUAAGCGCAAGGCGACUGACGAAGAGACUCUCAAGGUGCCCAAGUACAAGAAGACGAAAAAAGCCAUUACUGUCUAGUGCGUACUUAGGGAAUAUAAAUAGUUUUGCAGAGGAGCUGAAUAAAGAUUGUUUGACUAAGUAAUGUUAACGUGCAUUUAUUUGUUAGAAGGCAAAAUCAUACAUAUUAUGUAUGUAUAUCG
This is a messenger RNA of Drosophila busckii, 1098 nucleotides long. RefSeq names its product nucleolin. Lineage: Eukaryota; Metazoa; Arthropoda; Insecta; Diptera; Drosophilidae. The transcript has a single exon. The record is from RefSeq and is a predicted model, not a curated record. Gene Ontology annotation, molecular function: nucleic acid binding. Bases 53 to 976 code for a protein of 307 amino acids.